UAGGCAUGGUUGACCUUUGGGCUUGACCUUGAACCUAUACUUACUUUCAAUUUGCUCUGUUUGUAUUAGACACUAUAUUCUUAUCGCCAUGUCUGAUUUUCUAGAUUUCAAGACAUUGGUGAGUUCAACACACUCCAUGCAAAUCUUUAUCAAACACGUGUUUAGAAUUUGUAGUCUGACUGAAAGCUUAGACCAAAGUUGCAAAGAAGAAAAGAUAUACGUAUAAGAAGAGAAGGAGAAAAGAAGUUUGCUGCUCUAAUAUUCCGUAGUUAUAAAAACUAGGUAUGGGAGACACUACAUAUAAAUCUCUAAUACAAAAGAAAGACUAGAAGACUCCUCAUGAUUCUUAAACACGCACAUGAGUAUAAAAUUGCAAUUUAUGAUAUCUUAAUCAAGACUAUGGUAGUCCAUUGUAGAUUUACUUUUGUUUCUUUGCUCUUGGUACGAAAGGACAAUAUGAAAGGACAGUAUGGUUAAUCAUUGAUGUAUCUAAGUUCUUAUCCUCUUGUUGCGUAACAGGUGAAGAUGCCCCUAUAAAUGAAGUAGUGGACUUCAUAUUUGCUGCUCGGAUGGCUGAAAACCCUGAAAAGGAUGUAAAUUACCCAAAUUAUAAUGAUGGAGAAAGAAAUGAGGAUAGCAACACGGAAAGCCUAUUUGGAACUAUGGAUAAGACACUUCGUUUGCUUGAAAUGGGUUUUUCUGAGAAUGAAAUUUCAGCCGCCAUUGAGAAGUAUGGUUCAGAAGUUCCCUUUUCAGAGCUCGCAGACUCGAUCGUUGCGGAUCAAAAUGCUAGUUCUUGUGUGAGCGAGAAGUAUUCCUCAAACUCUUUCCGUUUGAACUGUUCAAGUGCUGACUAUCAACGUAGAGCUUUGGGUAGAGGUAUAGAAUAUGGCCUAAAUCACCAUUUCCCUGGCACAGUGAGGGUAAAAAUGGAGGAAUGUAGUCCAUAUGCUGCUUCUAAUUUUCGGGAUACUGAUGCAAGUCAAAAAUUCAAAGGGAAGCGGCCAAAAGAAGAAUAUAUUGAUGAGCCAUACAGCUGGAAAAUGCCAAAAGAGGAGUACGAUGACGACUCAGGCAGUUCGUUUGGGCCGGCAUGGCUUGAAGCAAUUGCCAGCUCUCGGGUGCCUGUAGCACCCAGAAAGCUCCAUCGUAAAGCAGCUCAAGCGGAUGUAUCUAGGAUGCCCAAACUGUCCAAACCCAAUUCAUGCAGGAGUCUUGACCGAAUGGUAGCUAAAUCUCCUUAUUUCUUUUAUGGAAACGUUAUGAAUUUAUCGCACGACUCUUGGGUCAAAAUAUCACAGUUCUUGUAUGCAAUUGAGCCAGAAUUUGUAAAUACUCAGUUCUUCUCAGCCUUGAGUAGGAAAGAAGGCUAUAUACACAAUCUUCCUACUGAGAAUAGGUUUCACAUCCUUCCAAAGCCACCAAUGACCAUUGAAGAAGCAAUACCGCAUACCAAGAAAUUUUGGCCAUCAUGGGAUACAAGAAAGCAGUUGAGCUGCAUCAGUUCUGAAACUACUGGAAUCACUCAACUAUGCGAUAGGCUUGGAAGAACAUUGAUUGAUUCCAGAGGGCUGCUGUCAGUCGAGCAGCAAAGAGAUCUCCUCCAUCAGGUUCGGACCUUGAAUCUUUUGUGGGUUGCCCGUAACAAAUUGGCCCCCAUAGAGCCAGAACAUCUAGAGGUCAUUCUUGGCUACCCAUUGCAUCAUACUCGAACAGCUGCGUUCAGCCCAACAGAAAGACUUCAAUCCCUCAAACACUGCUUCCAGACAGACACACUGGGGUAUCAUCUCUCUGUGUUGAAGCAUUUAUUCCCAGAAGGGCUGACGGUGUUAUCUAUAUACAGCGGAAUUGGAGGAGCUGAAAUUUCCUUACACCAGCUUGGUAUCAAUUUGAAAGCUGUUGUCUCGGUGGAGCCUUCUGAAACAAAGCGGAGGAUUCUCAAGCAGUGGUGGCAUAAUUCUGGACAAAGUGGCGAGUUGGUGCAGGUUGAAGACAUUCAGAGACUAGCAACUAACAAACUGGAGGCUCUGUUCAAGAAGUUUGGUGCUUUUGACUUUGUCAUCUGUCAGAACCCAGAUAUUUACUCUUCAAAGAGUCCCAAUUCGGCUAUUGAUGGUGUCAGCCUUGCAGGAUUAGACUUCACGUUAUUUUAUGAGUUUGUACGUGUUUUACAACGUGUAAGGAGUACAAUGGAGAAAAACAAGUGA
This is a messenger RNA of Ilex paraguariensis (yerba mate), 2207 nucleotides long. The record is from the annotation of a GenBank genome assembly. NCBI's taxonomy places the organism in Eukaryota, Viridiplantae, Streptophyta, Magnoliopsida, Aquifoliales, Aquifoliaceae.